Messenger RNA from Lytechinus variegatus (green sea urchin), 1835 nucleotides. RefSeq lists its product as uncharacterized. The record is from RefSeq and is a predicted model, not a curated record. Lineage: Eukaryota; Metazoa; Echinodermata; Echinoidea; Temnopleuroida; Toxopneustidae. Gene Ontology annotation, molecular function: acetyltransferase activity. The coding region runs from base 155 to 1066 and encodes 303 amino acids. The transcript is spliced from 3 exons.
GACAACUGCAGAUUGUAAAACAACAUCAUGUGAUUCUCACUGAAAAUAUAUUACAUUUGCACGACUGGACACAAGCUCAUUAAAUCUAAAUGCAAUUUGUUCUUGUCGACAACGUAAUUGUGGACGAACAGGAAAUUCCGUUCAGUCAACCAAUAUGGCAUCUGCAAACGACUACAAGAUAACUCGGGAAGAAGCCCUGUCUUUCCUACAAGAUGUCUUGAAUCUUGAGUCCGCACUAUCAAAGCUCAAGACAGAUAAGAUCGCUUUCCUCAACGAAUUCUUCAAAGCUUUCUCGCAUCACGUCCCUUACCAGACUGUCAAAGCUCUUUCAACUCCUCCGGAUGCUCGGAGUUUACCAACAUCAGCCGACAUCAAGAAGAGUGUCACUUCUAAAGAAGGAGGGCUCUGUUAUCAACUCAACCUUUUCGCUUGGAUGCUGCUUUGCGCUCUAGAAUUCGAAGCCCAUCUCGUAUCUGGCGACUGUCUCGUCUACACUGACAUACACGUCGUUGUAAUCAUUGACAAUAUCCUUAAGAAAGGUUCUCGGCACAUUUUUGAUGUCGGGAUGGGUUUUCCUAUACUUCGCUUGGUCCCGCUUGAUUUCGAGCACCAAUCGCCCGUGUAUACCGAUUCCAACACACGGUAUCGAUUCGUACGUCAAGGUCACGUGAUCAUUUAUCAGCUUUGCAAAGAAACCCACCAAUCAGAAGCGAUCUCUCACCGUGAAUACAUCCAAGAUGGCUGGAUUUCAUUCAUCCGCAUUCACGUUGACCAAUCAGUUCCCGUGUCUCAUUUUGACAACAGGAUGACGAAGGUCUUCACGGAGAUAGAUCCGGAUCUUUAUUUCCUCACCAGCUUGCGUUGCCUGGCCUUCCCCAAUGGUCGGCUCGUGUGCAUCAAAGAUGUCAAACUGUUGCUAGAGGACGAAGACCGGCAGGUACAGGUCACGCGGUUCCGGUCACGUGAUGAGGUUCUGGAUGCUUUUUCCCGCCAUUUCCCCCAGUUUCCCAGUGUCAUGGUGAAUGGUGCCAUGGAUAAUGUGAAUAUGCAGUUCAAUAGCAAAUAAAUUCUAAUCGAAUAUUAUCUUUAUCAAGUCUCAAUAACAUUCUCAUCACGUGACCGGAAGCGCGAAAAAUGAAUGAUCGGCAAAUCCUUCUGUUAGUUGGUAGACUAGACCAAUUAUUCAUUUUUUUCGGGUUUCCGGUUGCUUUUUGAGAUUCUGAAUGCCUUUUCUUGCAGGGGUAAUGUAAAUUUCCAGUUCAAUUUCAAAAUUGUAAUUGAAGAUGUAUUCAAUUUAACCGGUCGUUCAUUGUGAACGUAUAGACCAAAUUAAAUUGAUGAGUCAAAUAUCACAAUCCAUUUUCCUUAAAAGCCUUACAAUCAUUGGGCUAAUUACCCUUAAAAUUCAUCACAACCGACUGUAAAAUGUACAACGUUAUAUCUUUCUAAUAGGCCCGAGGCACAUAAAGUUGAGAACUGGCCUGUAUCGAUAAAUUAGCGAUCUUUAUAUUAUCCUCAAAUACUGACCCCCUCCCCCACCCUUUAUUUGGCCAAAUUAAUUUCAAACUCGUAAAUCACCUUUACAAUAUGUGAUUCUUUACUGCAAUUGUUUUUUAUUAUUGUCUUGGUUGUAGUGAGCUUAAUGUUGUUUGCGUUUAAUAAUGCAAAUAUAGGCCUACAAUGAAUAUGAUAACGGUAAAUGCAAGCCCAGUUGGUAACAAUAUAGUGCAAAGCAGUGUGUUCACAGUGUGUUCAUACAACUAACUACGUGGAGGAAUGCGCAAUGUAGAAAUGCAAAAAAAUAAUAAUAUGAAGGUGAUCCACGUGGAGCGUUG